Messenger RNA from Neoarthrinium moseri, 1083 nucleotides. RefSeq lists its product as uncharacterized. The transcript has a single exon. The record is from RefSeq and is a predicted model, not a curated record. Gene Ontology annotation, cellular component: cytosol. Bases 1 to 1083 code for a protein of 360 amino acids. Gene Ontology annotation, biological process: regulation of signal transduction; regulation of dephosphorylation. Gene Ontology annotation, molecular function: protein phosphatase 2A binding. Lineage: Eukaryota; Fungi; Ascomycota; Sordariomycetes; Amphisphaeriales; Apiosporaceae.
AUGGGGGAGCCGAGAACUCUGAAGACGGUGUUCGAAGGCGCCGAGAAGAAAAGACUAGCGCUAGAAGGCACAUUUGAGGCGAGUUCGCUCACAUUCCGUGAAGAUCUCAGCUUUGCCCUCAAAUCCUACGAGGAAUGUCUGAAAAUCAUCAGCAACGUCUCGCUGUUUAGUGAGAACGAGGGCCCGGAAGACAUCAACACCACAGACCUGCCUUAUCUGUUGGUUAGCUACCGGAUCGCCGAGCUUCUGCAGAAAAUCUCAGUGACGUCGCCCCUGGAGCGGAAGCUCGCUCUGAAGACGACGCGGGACGCCUACGAGCGGUUCCUGUAUCUGCUGGACAACUACACACUCCUGUCCAAGCCUGACCGCAAACUCUGGGAUACAUACAAUGAAGAUCCCGAGGCCUUCUCGACCAUCUCCACUAAAGAUCCAGCAGCCCGGCGCAAUGCCAAGAUUGCAAACUUCCAACAGGAGAAGGAACUGAAGCAGAAACUUGCAUAUAUGCGGAGCACGCCGCGUUACCUGGAGAAUGGAGGUGACGAGGAAGCUGUCAGGGAGCUGCACCUGGCAAAUGUCGCCUACUGUGCCCAUAUGGCGUUUCAAGGGCUGGAGCAUAUCAACCGAGAAAUGGAGAUGUUGGCACAAGCGCCCGUGCCACUGAUGCCGACAACGACCACGGUUCAGGAGGAUGAGAGACGCCGCCUGUCUCCUACGGAGGACGGCUACACAGAACGGUUGGACCGACCGCUGCACAGGUUAGGCUCUGUGCUCAACGGGCCACUUCUCAGCCGGGAGGGCAAGCCGUUACGGCCGUUCACCCUCACGAGCAAUCGCCAAGACCUACAGAAAGGAGUGUUCCGGCCUGGCCAUAACCUGCCAACAAUGAGCAUUGACGAGUACCUGGAGGAGGAGCGGCGGCGCGGUGGCAUCAUCGAAGGAGGCGGAGAGGCGAGUGGCCGGCAAGCGACGCCCGACGAAGACAACUACGAAAAGGCAGAUGCCGAGACAAUGAAGGCGCGGGAUUGGGACGAGUUCGUAGAGGCCAACCCGAAGGGUGCGGGCAAUACCCUGAACAGAGGCUAA